GAGGUUGCUUCCAAUCUUAGCCUCCAUAACGAUCUCUUCCACAUAAGUGAGUGCCAGGUCCAGCACCACUUCACUUCUGGUUCGCCUGUCCAACACGAGAGAGUUGUUGUCAGCAGAAUCCAGGAUCCCUGGUGACUGCUAGCAGUGUGCUGUGUUUUCCCAAAAGAUAUAUGAGUUGUUGAAAUCCCCAAUCACAAUGAGAGCCUGCAAGCAUGAUGCCUCUUGCAGCUGAAGAAGGAGGGCCUUAUCAACAGGUUCCUCAUGGUCAGAUGGCCUGCAGUAGACCUUGAUCACCAGACAUACUUGAUUGGUCUUGUCCCUAACUUCAACCUACAAGCACCCAACUUGUUCACAGCCAUUCCUCAGAGGAAGCAACCCUCAUCCUAUCCAUCCUGUAACACAGAGAGCAAUUCCCUAAGCUCUCCUACCUUGCGUAUCCCUGCUAAAAGAUUACAGUCAAGAGUGCUAGUGUUCCAGUUAUGUGAGUCAUCCCACCGUGGUUCGGUGAAAGCAGAAAGAGCAAAGUUUUCCAUUUCUGUCAAUUCCCUACAGUGCCUGUACGGAUGGGCACCCACAGCUUUUCUGGGCAGCUGUGCCAGGGCCUCACACCCUCCAAGAGAGGAAUUCCCUCUCCCAGUUCACCAGACCUCCUCUUUUCUCAGGUCAAAACCUUGUCCUGUCACCAUCAGGCCAUGGAAAGUCGCUCAGCACACACACACUCGAGAAGCCGGCUGAGCUGUUGACCCGCAGACCUUUAUUAGACUCUCUGCUGCAACGUCCCAGCACGGGCGCGCUGCAAAAGGCCUGAGGGAGGCCAUCCUUGCUCCCUGCUGAUGGCAGCACCGGGCCCCUCGCCCUGCUGCCCACAGGAGCCGCCGCCCUGCCACGCCCUCAGCCUGGUGGUGAGGUGGUGACCGUGAUGUCACAAUGGUGGCCAUUGUGACCCGCGGGCCGGGAGCAGAGCAAAGGCUGCCGGGCUGGGGCCCUGCUCAUUGCGGCUUGGUGAGGCGUGGAGAGAGCAGGGAUUUUCUUGACUCUCUUGUUUCUCACGGUCGAUGCCGAUUAUGUCUGAAAAGAAGGAGGAGGCCCCCAACUCUGGGGAGCCAGGUGAGAGCCCCAGCUUGGCCCGUGGCUGCCCGCUGGAGCUGCUGGGCCUGCAAUGCCCCCUUUCCCUUCCACCCCCUCCAGCCCUGCCCCUCAGCCAGCACGGCUGGCACGGAGCAGGCCCUGGGGACGGCCCCCAGGAACACCCGGCCCUGCCAGGUGCUCACCGCUGCUCACGGUUGCUCUCUCCUUCCUCUCCAGUGUGCGUGCUGUGCCGCCGCGCACAGGUGAACCCGGACAUCUGUGGGCAGACAUUUGCCAGCAGUGGGCUCUGUGCCCACGAAUUCUGCUUGGUCUUUGCCAAUGGCCUUUUGGAAUGGAGAUGCCCAGUGGGGGGAAUUUUUGGCUUCCCCAUUGGCGCCAUCCAGCGCACAGUCCAGCUGGCAGGCCAGAAGAACUGCUUUGUCUGUGGCGAGACGGGAGCUGCCAUCAGCUGCGCGCAGACAGGCUGCGAGCGCAGCUUCCAUCUGCCCUGCGCCGAGGACGGGGAAUGCGUCACGCAGCACUUUGGGCAGCACAGGUCCUUCUGCUGGGAGCAUCGCCCUCGGCAGGCAGCAGAGGCAGCUCCAUCGCAGAACACCGUCUGCGUCAUCUGCCUGGAGCCCGUGGGGGACAGCACGUCCUACCACACCAUGGUGUGCCCGGUGUGCAAACAGGCCUGGUUCCACCGGGGCUGCAUCAGGAAACAUGCCCUGCACGCUGCCACCAUGCGCUUCUUCUGCCCCGUCUGCGGAGGAAAACGGCGCUUCCGCUCCAGAAUGACCACGCUGGGGAUCCAAAUCCCAGUCAGACGACCAUCUUGGUGGGACGACGCAGCAUACCAGCCGCUGCGAGAAAGCCACAGGCGCUGCAGUGCCAACACGUGCAUUUACCUAGGAGGCAGGGAGAGGGCACAGGAAAAGGGGCUCUGGCAGCUGUUCAUCUGCAGCUCCUGUGGCUCAGAAGGCACGCACUGGUGCUGCUCCUUCUGGGCCAUCGGCAGAAAUGGCUGGGAGUGCGACACCUGCGCUGGCAGGGGCACCGCACCCCGCACCAACUCCGAGCAUGCCAGCCCCAGCACUUCCAGCCAGGAGGUACCGGUGCCUUCCCCCGUCUUUACAGGACCUCAAAACAUCAGCUCUGGUCCUGCUACGCAGGCAGCGUCCAGCCCGUCCUGCAACUCCCAGCUGCCUGAGCUCAGCGUCCAGCCCAGAGUGCCGCAGGCUGAGCAGACUGGCACCCGCUCACAUCUAUCUGAGGAGCGGGGCACAUCUCAGCAGCACCAAGGACGCGGUGGGAGAAGGCGGGCACCAGCUGCAGGCGCUGAAACCUCCUCCCAGAGCCCCACCAGACGGGGGACCGCGCGGUCCUCCAGAACCUCCCGGGCACCUGCAGCCACAAAGCGUCCCAGGCAGCGGGAGACCGGCCGCACAAGAAGCCGCUCCCCGUUGCAAGGCCGGGCCUCGGGCUCCCAGAGUCGGCCCCGAAGACACCGUGGUGGGAGCCGUACGACACCCCGAGGUGCUCAGACCAGCACCCGCACCUCGGCCAGACCAGCACCAUCAGGGUCCUCGAGGGCUCCCCCUCUGCCUGCACGCAGGAGACAAUCCAGGCAACGAGGGCGGGCCCACACUCGAAGCCGAUCCCCUGUGGGGCGUCGCGCUUCGACUUCCCGCAGCCGGCCCCGACAAGGCCGUGGGAGCCGGUCCAGGCAGCGGGGACCAGCCCGGGCACGAAGCCGCUCCCGGGCAAACCAUCCCAGAAGACGGCCCCACAGCCAGUCCCGAAGACGGCGCUGAUGCAGCCGUGUCCCAUCCCCUCGGGAUGGCUGUGGUCCCAAGCGGCAAAGAAAAUCAACCUUGAAGAGGGUCCACACAUACUGCCUUCAUCCUUUGGUGGACCAGCCCGGGCACAAAGCCGCUCCCGGCUCCAGCAACAGAGAAGACACCCCCACAACCAGUCCCAAA
This is a messenger RNA of Meleagris gallopavo (turkey), 3050 nucleotides long. NCBI's taxonomy places the organism in Eukaryota, Metazoa, Chordata, Aves, Galliformes, Phasianidae. The record is from RefSeq and is a predicted model, not a curated record.